Salvia splendens (bonfire salvia) is the source of this 3609-nucleotide messenger RNA. RefSeq names its product WRKY transcription factor 55. Gene Ontology annotation, biological process: regulation of DNA-templated transcription. Lineage: Eukaryota; Viridiplantae; Streptophyta; Magnoliopsida; Lamiales; Lamiaceae. The coding region runs from base 2540 to 3499 and encodes 319 amino acids. Gene Ontology annotation, molecular function: DNA-binding transcription factor activity; sequence-specific DNA binding. The record is from RefSeq and is a predicted model, not a curated record. The transcript has 4 exons.
UUUGGCAUAAAUCUACAUGUGAUUAAAUAAAUUUACCCUAUGGGCCAUUGGCCCUAUACUAAAUAAAAAUAUUUAUCACAAAUACAUAAUUAAUCGGGUAUUAGUCGGGUACCCUAAUACGGGUUUCGGUUACCCUAAACCCGAAAAAUCCUAAUAAUAACUACCCAAACUCGUACCCGAACCCAUGGUAAAAAAAAAAAAAACCGUACCCGAACCCAUAAUUUUGGUUUUCAGGUACCCAAAACCCAUCGGGGUAUUGGGUCGGGAUCGGGUAUACCCGAAACCCGCGGACUAAAUUUGCAGGCGUAGUAGCAAUUGUGCGAUUUAGCCCUCCGAAUUCUUCAAUUUGUUACCGUUGGUGGUUCAAUUUUCGUCGAGGCCACUUCGACUCAACUCCGAUCAGCGUUCGUCGACUUCGAUUCGUAUCUCCCCUGAAUCAAUUCAGAUCGGCGUUCGUCGGCGUCGAUUUGUGUCUCCCCUGUUGGACUCGAUUCCGAGCAGUGUUCGUCGGCUUCCAUUCGUGACUCCCCUGCACAAGACUCAGUUCAGUUCGUCGUUCGUCGGCUGACCAAUUACCGGUGAGUCAUUUUUGAGCUCUGGUUCUAUGAAAUUGGGAGUGAGGAACGGAAAUUGGCCAUCAUCAAAAAGAGGGGUAUUUUAGUCAUGGGCUUUUUUGGUUUCAGGCCUUCCCCAAUUCAACCGAACAAUCGAAAUGGACUAAACACUUUGGUUGGGCUGAACCAAACCCAUGAACUCAUGAAAGCCCAUUUACCAUACAUGCAUGUUAAUUAUUUUCUGAAUAAACGAAUGUUGAGGACACAAACCAAUCUGAAUUUAAACGCUUCUUCGUGAGCUAUUAAACUUAGGAUUGUGAAUUUGUGUUAUGGUAUAAUAGCACUAUGAGGAUGUAAAUGUAUUAGUUGAUCAUUUAUCAUAAUAUGUCAUGUUGCAUUCUCCUAUACUUUUAAGUGUUUUUAGAAUAACCAAUCCCUUAUAGUACUAUAUUAAAAUCGCUCGUCUUCGUGAGUAUUAUUGACAUUUAAUCUAUAUCUAUAUUUUUUAAAUAUAUUGUACUCCAUUUAGUUUAGUUUUCGAAUGAGAAGGUCAAGAGAAGACAAAAUCUUCUUUGAGGUCGACCACACGUCGGACUUAGUACAACCUUAUGAAUAUAUGAUUCUUUUAGUCCAAUCUAUGAUUUGUGAACUUCCUAUAACAAAAUUGGGAAAUUGUAAGAGGUCAAAUUAUAAUGAAUUUCAUAAUUUUAAAAAGUAUCGAUUAUAUCAUAACUUUGAUAAUUUUUUUAAUUAUUUAACAAAAGAAUUCAACAUCCCAUGUAUCUUCAUUUUUUGAUGUGUUUUUUUACUAAAAUGCACAAGGAUAAACUUACAAGGUAAGAAAAUUUGCUUAAUGAGUAUAAAAGUACAUAAAAAACAUUAAGACAUGUCGAACGCCAAAUUUUUUAGCCAUAGGAUAAUUGAGAAAUUUGUAAAAUUUAUAAUAAAAUCUAUUAGUACUUGUUUAAGUGUGCCCCGUUGGCAUGGUGUUGAUGGUCGUACUACAAGAAACUUAUGUUCGAAGGACACGGAAUUAGAGACGCAAUUACUUGCGUUGAUUUUUUAAAUGAUCAAAAUUGAUGGCGCAGAUAAAAAUGUCAUUAAGUUGAGGAUUCAAUUAUUCAUUAUACUUUAAUUUAAUCUAUUGCUUUUUGAAAGGCUUUCAUUUCAUUCCUUACUUUAAGUUGGGACAAUAAGAUUGAAGAUAUUUUUUGAAGUUUUGGUGAUGUUUUUAAAACAUAAAUUAACGUUUUUAAUUAAUUAAAAAUGGUGACAUGACCAACUCAUAACUAAAUAGGAAGUACUUAACUCACUAAAAAAUAGUACAGUACAUGAUUUACUGACCAAAAAACAGAGGAUUGAUAUUUAUCGUUACUUACCUACAGAGAUGUCUAAGCAAAACAUCAAAUUAAAGUGCUCUUUCUCUCUUUAUCUAUACACUAUUAAUCUAUUAUCAAGUUAAUGUUUCUCCACUAAUAGUUGGGGUGAAAUACAUACAUGUUCCUGCAUGAUGAGAGUGUGACAUGUUCCAACUAACUAAACAACUAGGAAAUGCAAUUAUCAGUUAUUGUGCCACUAUUUACCAACAUGAAUGUAACUAAUUAAAUCCAUUUCUAGAACUAUGGACCAAACCAAUUUAGUAUAAGUAAACUAAAUUUAGUUCAUGCUUAAUCAGUCAUAGAUUCAAAUUCAUGGUCCAAUUUUUUUGGUUUCAAUGAGGCGAAGUCUUCUCGUGGACUACUGGCAUGGGGUAGACUGAAAAAUGAAAUUUUUUUGCCAAGAAUUUAGACCCUGACUAAGUCAUUAUAUUUCUGAAGUUUCUUCCACUCACCGUGUUCAACACAUGCAUAAACACUUUGAAUUUUUUCAUUUUCCAUAUUCUUGAUUUCCUUCUUGUUUACAUUCAUAUAUAUACCCCACAUCCACUUGCACCAAAAUCCCAUCAAAACAAAACAUUACUAUUACUAGUUUUUGAAGGUAAAAAAAUGGAGGAAAAUCUGAUAUUAUAUGGGUGUAAAUUGGCAAAAGAGAUGGAACAGAGUCUUCCAAUGCUGGCCAAUCAGCCUGAAGCUCUUCUUGCCUCUUGUGAAGAAAUAAUUAACAUAUUUAACGGCGUUAAGGAGAGACUUAUCGUGUCUCGAGCGAAUUCGAUGAGUUUUCCCGGUCGCAGCGGCCCUGGUGGCACUAGCGCGACUCGUGAGCCGUUGGAUUUGAUCAAUGCCCAGACGAUGCUCGGUGACCGGAGCAAGCUCAACGAGUACAUGCCGAGUCUGGAUUUUAUGUUUGGCGGUGGAAGGGACGUUGGCAGGGCUGGACCAGUCGGGGGCGAGGUCCAGCCUGCUACUAAUGCAACGGAUUCCAUCAGAACUUCGCCUUCGCGGAAUCUAAGGAGGAGGAAGGAUGAAGGUGGUAAGUUUGUGACGACGGUGGCGGCGCCGCAAAUGGGGAAUCUGGAUCUUCCGCCGGAAGAUGGGUAUACAUGGAGGAAAUAUGGGCAGAAGGAAAUCCUUGGAUCAAAAUAUCCUAGGAGUUACUACCGAUGCACCCAUCAAAAAUUCUACAAUUGCCCGGCAAAGAAGCAAGUGCAGCGUUUGGACCACGACCCCUUCACCUUCGAGCUCACCUAUCGCGGGACCCACACCUGCCACCUGUCCUCCACCGCCCCUUCCGCCCCCACCCCCUUGCCGGAGCAAACCCUCCCACGGCCGGUCACCUCCCUCCCCCUCUCCUCCUCCCUCGCCAACACCUCUCACUGGCUCUCCAUGCACAUCACUACUGCCGGCGCCAGCACCAGCACCAGCGCUGCCCGUUUCCCCGCGGACUGCCAGCUUCCGGUGGCGGACAUGGCCGACGCCAUGUUCAACUCCGGCAGCAGCAGCAGCAGCAUGGAUCUCAUCUUCUCCUCCAUGGAUGACAAGUGGGAUUCUGAGGUCAAGAAAGGUUAAUUCAAUUUUGAUGAAAUACUACUAUGAUUUAAUUGACAAAAAAAAACGAAAUUAAUUUGGGCUAAUUAUAUUUGAUUGAUCGGAAAUUGAUCAUUGUCACAAAAAUUGUC